AUGCCAUUUCAUCAAUUAAUAGAUCUAUGUCAAAUUUAUUUACUAAUUUUUACUUUACCAAAAUUAAAAUAUCUUAAAAUAAUAUCCCAUCAAUUCAAGGACCCUGUCCCAUUACCAUUUGCUACUGACAAUCAACAAUUGAGUAUGAUUGAACAUCUGAUUAUUGACUAUUCUAUAACAUUCAGCGAACUUGCUGCUAUACUUUCGUAUAUACCUAAAGUUUAUCAUUUGAAUUUUUGGCAUCGAGAUAUAAAUUAUCCACUAAUUCAAAUGAUUUCAACAAUCGCAUUAUCGAAAUUAACACAUACAUCAAUGAAUAUAUCAUUUUUAGAGUUUGAUGAAUUCGAAAUAUUUUUAAGUAAAUUACCUUCUACUCUUAAAAGUUUCAAUUUAGUUUAUACUGAAAAAGAAUUAGAAUACCUUGAUUUUGAUAUGUCGGAACAACUGAUUCUACAAAAUUUUCCUCAAUUAGAAAAGUUUUAUUUCAAUUAUACUGUAUAUACAUAUGAUGAAGAUGAAUUUAUCUUUGAUGGUUGUGUAUGUGAUCAAUUUAUUUCUUCAUUCUGGAUUAAUCGACAAUUGUUAUUGAACCUGAGAUCAUUUCUCUUUUUAUGA
Messenger RNA from Adineta steineri, 615 nucleotides. The record is from the annotation of a GenBank genome assembly. Lineage: Eukaryota; Metazoa; Rotifera; Eurotatoria; Adinetida; Adinetidae.